Messenger RNA from Periconia digitata, 267 nucleotides. NCBI's taxonomy places the organism in Eukaryota, Fungi, Ascomycota, Dothideomycetes, Pleosporales, Periconiaceae. The record is from the annotation of a GenBank genome assembly.
CCUCUAUUCAUCCUUCUACUCAUCGUCAUAAUGACUAUCGUCGUCAUCGUUAUAGGCAUACGGACGAUGUCUAGGAUACGUACCCAGCCUUGCUUGAUCUUUGAGCGGCCUGACGUAAGUGCAAAGCGAAAGUCGGCUGGCCUUGCUCCAUUUCCCCACCCAACCACCGCUUUGGCAUGGUUUUGGCUUAACAACAUACUAGUGCAAACUCAUGAUGCGCAAUUCAGGCCAUAUGAUGGCCUUUCAGAUGUGGAUGUGAAUUCUUGA